AUGCUGAAUCGAAGCACACCGUCCAAGUCCACUAGGGACUUCCUGGGCACGCCAGCCCGAGCGGAACGCGUUCGACGCGCCAGCGGCAGCAGUCCUUUCGUCGCCAGUCCCGAGUUGUUGACCUGGAACGAGGACCUGCACGGCACACCCCCUGUGGGCGUGGCCAGAAGCUUUGCGUCCUCACCAGCCGAGGUGGGCAUCCUGCACGCGUCACCCGAGGAGUUUUGUAGCGGAGUGCUGUGCCCCAAGACGCCGGAAGCCACGUGGGGCUUCACACCGUGCCGAAGCAGUCGAAGCUCUUUGGGCGGCACCUCAGGCGGAGGUGCCACACCCUCGAAGCUGACCGCAUCAACGCCCUCGCGAAUCAUCAACAUCCGGACGCCCUUGCGACCCUGCUCCAAGCAACGGAGCAAGGAGUUCCAAGAUGACGUCCGAUGUGCUUUAGAGGAGCAGUCAGCGGAGCUGUUGCGGGUGGCGCUUCAGCGACGUCAUCCCUGCCCCAUGGAUCAUGCCUUGCACGAGGCCGUGCGCCAGGGCAACUGUGAUGCUGCACGGCUUCUUCUAGAGAACUCCGCCGAGCCCAACGACCGCUGCCUGGCCCUGGACCACGGAGAGUUCCCCUUGCAGCUGGCCUUGUCCUCCAACUUGGUUUCGGCGUCGGAUCGCCACCAGAUGGUGGAGCUCUUGCUCGACGCGCGGGCCGAUGUGGGUCAGCGCCGGAAUGAUGCCGAGGGCCAUACUCCUUUGCACGACGGCGUUCGGAGAGGAGACCCAGGUGUUGUUGCACUCCUCUUGAGGCACCAAGCGGACCCCAACGCCACCAACGCCUUUGGCGAGGCGCCCUUAGAGUUAGCCGCUCGAGGAAGCUUCUAUACUGAUGUGAGAGACUCAUUCUCCUUGGUGGAGGCAUGGCUGGCGGAGCAGCUGUCAGCCUGCAAGCUGUUCUCCUUCAAUGGGGCGCGUGCCCUUUGCUGCCAGGCGCUCCGGGGCCAUUCCCACGCACCAGCAGAAGCCUUGCAGCCGCCGUCCUUUGGUGAUCCCGGAGUCUUGGGAGUGCGCCAGGUCUUGGGAGUGUGCCGGCUGCAGCGGGAGGCCGUUCUUCCACCAGUGCGACCCGCCAUCUCGGUGGCCGGAUUCAUGGUGCUGGGGCUGGCGGCAGGGGCCUUAUGGAGGCGGAGAAAGGUGAGUUCCAGGCAGUUCUUGGAGCGCCUCAAGCUUCCGUUGCAACCGAGCUUGCAGCAAGUCAUCGGCGUCUUGCAGCGCGUGGACCCGGCGCUGGGGAAUCUCGCGGAGACGGUGUCCCAGGUUUGGGGCCUCUUGCAAAGCGAGCUGGCCGAGCAGCUCACGGAGGACGCGUCCGGCGCGAGAUCCGGACGACUUCUUCUUCAUUUGUUCGCCCUGGGGCGUUUGAAGAGCCUGCAAUCUGCUGGCUUUGACCUCCCAGUGGAGCAGGUGCCUUUGGUCUCCGACCUUCCACAGCUCACAGAAGCCUAUCGCCUCACCAAACUGGCCGUGGCCUCCUACGGCGCCAAUGUGUUGGCCUUGGUGGGUCUCUUGCAGUUCAAGGAUGCUUGGCCAUCGGCCGGCCCUGACCGCGACCGAGUGGCGGCUGCACGGUACUUGGAGGUGCCCGUCGAGCGGAUGUUGGCUUACGGGACCUUGGGGGACUCCCGGAAGGAGAGCGAAGAGCCCAAGAGCGCACUGGAGCGCUUCAAGCCAUGGUGGAUCCUGAUGGAGGACGGAGACGAACUGAUUUUGUCCAUCCGUGGGUCUGCAAACAUUGAUGACAUUGCGACAGAUUUGGCCUGCGCCACUUGUGAAUUCUUGCAUGGCUACGCGCAUGAGGGCGUGGCCGGAGCUGUUUCUGCAGUUUGGGAUGAAGCUGAGUCCGAAGUGGCAAAAGCCAUUCAAGCACGCGACUACCAACGCUUGGUGGUUUGUGGCCACAGCUUGGGUGGUGCCGUGUCACUGCUGCUGGGGAUGAAGCUCCGUGCGACCAACGCUCUCCCACUGGAGGUGCACGCCUUCGCAGCAGGGCCGCCGCCCGCCUUCCAAGGGGAGUCCCGACCUGAGUUGGAAGAGGGUCUCAUCUCCGUGAUCAAUCGCUUUGACCCGGUGCCCCACCUCUCACUGGAUGCAGCUCUACGGAUGGUGCUUGCUGCCGAAAAGCUGGCGGAUGAAGGGCUUUCCUGGCAACAGACCUUGGGGUUGGUGGUGGGCACAAACGAGUUUGCCUCCCCGAAGUUUGACGAUCUCAUCGCCAAAAUCCCCAAGCAAGCAAAGGCGCCGCUGCGGAUUCCUGGCGAAGCCAUUUGGUUGGUGGACGCCUGUGCUGGGCGUCAGGUGUUGGCUGUCGACCUGCGGGGCCGGCUCCAGGACUUUGUGGAGGAACUCCCCGAGAUCUCGGUGGCGCAGUCGGCGCUGGAUCACGUCAUGUCGACCUACGUCUACAACAUGGAGAAGGCCUUGAAACGUGUGACCUAG
Messenger RNA from Durusdinium trenchii, 2484 nucleotides. The record is from the annotation of a GenBank genome assembly. Lineage: Eukaryota; Dinophyceae; Suessiales; Symbiodiniaceae.